Molecule: messenger RNA, 527 nt
Organism: Moneuplotes crassus
Lineage: Eukaryota; Ciliophora; Spirotrichea; Euplotida; Euplotidae
Source: the annotation of a GenBank genome assembly
GAAUUUCAUAUGGAAGAUACUAAUUUAUCAGAUUCCGCAAAAAUGCCAGAGGUUGAUUUGAACGUCUCUCCUUCAUCUAAAAGGAAGGCCAAGAAGGGAUCAAGCAAAGUGUGGAAGAACUAUCUUAGCAAUAAGAAUCACUGAUGCUUUUACUACACGAACUUUGAUAGUUUGAAAGAUAUCAAAGUCAGAGGCAAGAAAAAGCUCCAAAGGAAGCUAACAAGAGAGAUCACCUUUACAAAUCUCCUCACGAUGGACGCCAUCGAGGAAAACGAGUGCGAAGUUGACAAAGAUAUUUCGAAAGAUGAACCAGAAACUUUGCAAAGAAAUUUCGAUAGCUCCAGCCAAGAUUCCAAAGAUUCUUCAGGUCCUGAAGAAGAACCUCAAGAGAAGAGCUCUUGCGAUAAACAAAAGGAUUGAAAAAUUCUUACUUCGAGCAAUAGGAGUUUUCCUAAUUUGCACAAGCACGAUGAGGGCUGCAUUCACUCAUUGAAAAUAUAGGUGGCCCUACAAAUAUCAAGAUUCAU